This is a messenger RNA of Malania oleifera, 3183 nucleotides long. Its product is annotated as pentatricopeptide repeat-containing protein At2g33680-like. Gene Ontology annotation, biological process: RNA modification. Gene Ontology annotation, molecular function: RNA binding; protein binding. The record is from RefSeq and is a predicted model, not a curated record. NCBI's taxonomy places the organism in Eukaryota, Viridiplantae, Streptophyta, Magnoliopsida, Santalales, Ximeniaceae. The transcript has 2 exons. The coding region runs from base 250 to 2673 and encodes 807 amino acids.
UGGUAAUUAACAUAGAGUUGAGCUCAAGUUCAUGAGUAAUGUUAAAUUGCCGUCAGACGUCAGAUAAUUGUUUUUAUUUUUUGAAAAUGCACCAAAGAACCACCGAGCAGUCCGUCGGGCGUCGACAGUCUCCUCCAUUGGAGCCUUCAAGUCCCUAAUGAUUAUGAAGGAACUCUGUUCGUAGACGCAGAUUCAUUGGGUCUCUCUCCGAAAACCCAUUUAUAUAUCCCCACAAACCCACCAUCAUGCAUGAAGAAGAUCAUCCCCAUCCAUACCUUGCUCCGCCACCAUCUCUACCCGCAAGCCCUCCAGGCCUCAUCAUUCCUUCCCGAUCCCAAUGUCGCCGACUCAAUCUACUGCCUUUUCGUCAAACGCGGCCUCGCCCUCGAUGCCUUCCUCGCCGCCUCCAUCAUCCACACUCUGUCUCACUCCGGCGACUUCGACCGUGCCCGCAAGUUCCUUGUCGACACCCACGUCCCCGACACCGUCGCGUGGAAUGCUCUGAUAUCCGGGUAUGCUCGGGUCGGGCGCGCAGCUCCAGUUUUCGAGCUCUUCAGCGGGCUGAGACGCUCGGGUCUGAAGCCCGACGCUUUCACUCUGAGUUCUUUGAUCAAAGUUUGUGAGGAUUUUCGAGAAAAUGAGGUUGCCCAUGGGAUUUCUCUCAAGACGGGGUUUUUCUCGAGUGCUUUUUUGGCUAGUGGGUUCGUUGAGAAUUACGCCAAAUGCGGAGAUAUACGUUCUGCUGAGAAGUGUUUUCGAGAGUGUUUGUUGGCGGAUUCUGUGGUUUGGAUGUCUAUGAUUUCUGGUUAUGUUUGGAAUGGGGAGUUCGGGAAAGGUAGAGAAGCUUUUGCAGAGAUGAGGUGUUUGGGUUUGGAGUUGAAUGAGUUCUGCUUGACUGGUGUUCUUGGUGCGUUGUUGGAUGUCAGAGAAGGUGAACUGAUUCAUGGGUUAAGUGUUAAAAUGGGUUUGUUAUGUGGGUGCUCGAUUCAUUUGAAUAAUGCAGUUAUGAACAUGUAUUCUAGGUGUGGAGGCAAAGAAUAUGCCGCUAAGGUGUUUGAUGAAAUUCCUGACCCAGACGUUGUUUCUUGGACUGCCCGCAUUGGUGCUGCUUCUAAUGGUGUGGAAGCUUUGGAAUUCUUUAAACUUGUACGCUCAAAAGAUGUAGAAAUAAAUGAGCUCACAUUGAUUAAUGUUUUGUCAGCCAUUGUAGGCCCAAAGUUGUUAGAACCAGGGAGGCAAAUCCAGGCACUCUGUCACAAGUUCGGCUAUUUAUCUGUAGUCUCAGUUUGCAAUUCCCUGAUAUUUAUGUAUGGGAAGUGUAGGCAGAUGGCUGAUGCUUCGUGCAUGUUUAAUGAAAUGGAUUUUUAUGAUUCUGUUUCUUGGAAUUCUUUGAUUGCUGGUUAUGCAGAGAAUGGACUUAUUGGUCCGGCUCUCAGUGUGUUUAUUCAGAUGCGUAAGAUUUUGGUGCAGCCUACUAUAUACACGUUGGCCAGCAUUCUUGAAGUAGUGUCCAACUCAAAUUCUCGAAAUCUGGCUAUGGAAAUCCAUUCACAUAUAAUCAAAUCAGGAUUCAUGUCAGAUGAUUCUGUGGUUUGUUGUUUAAUGACAGCCUAUGGAAAAUGCAAUGGGAUGAAUGAAUCAAAGAGGGUAUUUUCUGAGAUUGAUAAGAUAAAUGUGGUACAUCUUAAUGCAAUGGAGGCUGCACUUGUCUCUGUUGGUUCUUAUGAUGAUGCUGUGAAAUUGUUCCAUGACACUUGGAAAUUGGAUAUUGAAGUGGACAGCCUAACUUUCAGUACAGCCCUUAAAGCUUGUGGUGCUUUAACGGAUCUGGAGCAUGGAAGAGAAGUCCAUUCUCUGGCACUUAAAUGUGGACUUGAUCAGGAUAAAUUUGUUGAAAGUUCGGCUAUUGAUUUUUACUGUAAAUGUGGAAUCCUCCAUGAUGCGGAGAAGGUUUUCAGCAAUAUAUCCACGGACAAUUUGGCUGCUUGGAAUGCCAUGAUGAUGGGAUAUGCUCAACAUGGUUGUUAUCAUGACGUGUAUGAGCUAUUUCACGACAUGGCCAGCUUAGAAAUAGAACCUGAUGAGAUAACUUAUCUUGCUGUUCUUAGCUCAUGUUGCCAUGCUGGGCUGGUACCUGAGGCUCAUUUUCACUUGCACUCUAUGUUUGAGCUUUAUGGUUUGAUACCUUGUUUAGAACACUAUGCAUGCAUUGUUGACCUUCUUGGUAGAGUUGGACUUCUAGAAAAUGCGAAGAGGACUAUUGAUCAGAUGCCCGUAAGUCCAGAUGCUCAAAUAUGGCAGAUUCUUCUCUCAGCCUGCACUGCCCAUCGGAAUGUUGAUCUUGGGGAAACUGCAGCAAGGGAACUUCUUAAGCUGCAGCCUGAAAAUGACUCUGCUUAUAUUCUUCUCUCAAACCUCUAUGCUUCAGUUGGCAUGUGGACUGCUGUUGAAAAAUUGAGAAGGGAGAUGAAAGAAAAAAAUAUCCGUAAAAAACCUGGUUCUAGUUGGAUCCAGAUUAAAGGAGCCACACAUUACUUUCAUGCUGAUGAUACAAUGCAUCCAGAGAGUAAAGAGCAUCAAGAAAGCCCCCCUUGCAUGAACAGUAUUCAGUCUGGUUUCCUGGACCAAUUUACUGGUAUAAGUUGGAGCUUUGGAAUUAAAAACAGUGAAUAAAUGCGACGUGCAUGAGCAAAAUGUAUACAAUUUUCUUGUUACAUGUUUAUAACCCUGUAUGUUUUAACCAUACGAAGUCAUCCUUGGUCUUCUGUGGACUUUGGGCCUACAUAUACUCUCUGAAAAGGAUCUGGAAUUGUCUGAGUCUGGUGAAAUGACUGACAUUAACUUUGCUGUAGGCAUGGAUGUUCUUAUGUGGAAUUUGGGCCUGCCUGUACAAUAUGAGAAGGUUCUAAAAAAGUCAAGUCAGGUGAAAUUACUGACACAAAUUAUAGUUUGCUGUAGGUUUGGAUGUUCCGUACUUUUCAUGUUGUGCGCAUAUUUGAGAUAGCUCUUUCUUCAUUCUCACAUAUUUUUUCAGUUAAUUAGGAGUACAUACAAUUUAUCAAGUCUGUGCAAUGAUGUGGCAUGGUUAUAAUGUAUGUGAAGCCAUGUUUUUGAAUUAGUUAUAUUUAUAAAUGAUCUCUUUUAUGGUUCUGUGUAAUAUAAAGAUCGUAUUGUUGGCACUCA